Molecule: messenger RNA, 2600 nt
Organism: Scylla paramamosain (green mud crab)
Lineage: Eukaryota; Metazoa; Arthropoda; Malacostraca; Decapoda; Portunidae
Exons: 3
Coding region: 1-1092 (363 amino acids)
Source: RefSeq, a predicted model, not a curated record
AUGAUCAUGAUCAUGAUCAUGAUGAUGGCGGUGGUGCUGCUGCUUCUUCUUUCUUUGGUGGUCAAGAGUCAGACUGGGGACAGAAGGGAGGUGCUGCACACUCACCUCCCCUACUCCCCAGAGCUGAUGGUCUUUGAAGUUGCCAGGGUCAGUCAGGUUGGUGGAGGCGCUGUGCACUCACCUGCCUUCCUCCCCUGGGGAAAGGGUCGUUGCCAGGGUCAGUCAGUCAGUCAGGUGGUGGGUGGUCUUAAUACUCGCCAGGGUCGUUGCCAGGGUCAGUCAGUCAGUCAAGUGGUGGGUGGUCUCAAUACUCGCCAGGGUCGUUGCCAGGGUCAGUCAGUCAGUCAGGUGGUGGGUGGUCUUAAUACUCGCCAGGGUCGUUGCCAGGGUCAGUCAGGUUGGGUGGUCUCAAUACUCGCCAGGGUCGUUGCCAGGGUCAGUCAGGUGGUGGGUGGUCUUAAUACUCACCAGGGUCGUUGCCAGGGUCAGUCAGGUUGGGUGGUCUUAAUACUCGCCAGGGUCGUUGCCAGGGUCAGUCAGGUGGUGGGUGGUCUUAAUACUCGCCAGGGUCGUUGCCAGGGUCAGUCAGUCAGUCAGGUGGUGGGUGGUCUCAAUACUCGCCAGGGUCGUUGCCAGGGUCAGUCAGGUGGUGGGUGGUCUCAAUACUCGCCAGGGUCGUUGCCAGGGUCAGUCAGGUGGUGGGUGGUCUUAAUACUCGCCAGGGUCGUUGCCAGGGUCAGUCAGUCAGUCAGGUGGUGGGUGGUCUCAAUACUCGCCAGGGUCGUUGCCAGGGUCAGUCAGGUGGUGGGUGGUCUUAAUACUCGCCAGGGUCGUUGCCAGGGUCAGUCAGUCAGUCAGGUGGUGGGUGGUCUCAAUACUCGCCAGGGUCGUUGCCAGGGUCAGUCAGUCAGUCAGGUGGUGGGUGGUCUCAAUACUCGCCAGGGUCGUUGCCAGGGUCAGUCAGUCAGGUGGUGGUGGUGGGUGGUCUUAAUACUCGCCAGGGUCGUUGCCAGGGUCAGUCAGGUGGUGGUGGGUGGUCUCAAUACUCGCCAGGGUCGUUGCCAGGGUCAGUCAGGUGGGGGGUGGUCUUAAUACUCGCCAGGGUCGUUGCCAGGGUCAGUCAGGUUGGGGAGAGAAGGGCGGUGCUGUGCACUCACCACCCUUGCUCUCCCGGGGGAGUAAGCAGGCGCUGUGCACUCACCUGCCUUCCUCCCAUGGGGAAAGGGUCGUUGCCAGGGUCAGUCAGUCAGUCAGGUGGUGGGUGGUCUCAAUACUCGCCAGGGUCGUUGCCAGGGUCAGUCAGUCAGGUGGUGGGUGGUCUUAAUACUCGCCAGGGUCGUUGCCAGGGUCAGUCAGGUGGGGGGUGGUCUCAAUACUCGCGAGGGUCGUUGCCAGGGUCAGUCAGGUGGUGGUGGGUGGUCUCAAUACUCGCCAGGGUCGUUGCCAGGGUCAGUCAGUCAGUCAGUCAGGUGGUGGGUGGUCUCAAUACUCGCGAGGGUCGUUGCCAGGGUCAGUCAGUCAGUCAGGUGGUGGGUGGUCUUAAUACUCGCCAGGGUCGUUGCCAGGGUCAGUCAGUCAGGUGGUGGGUGGUCUCAAUACUCGCGAGGGUCGUUGCCAGGGUCAGUCAGGUGGGGGGUGGUCUCAAUACUCGCCAGGGUCGUUGCCAGGGUCAGUCAGGUGGUGGGUGGUCUCAAUACUCGCCAGGGUCGUUGCCAGGGUCAGUCAGUCAGUCAGGUGGUGGGUGGUCUCAAUACACGCCAGGGUCGUUGCCAGGGUCAGUCAGUCAGUCAGUCAGGUGGUGGUGGUCUUAAUACUCGCCAGGGUCGUUCCCAGGGUCAGUCAGGUGGUGGGUGGUCUCAAUACUCGCCAGGGUCGUUGCCAGGGUCAGUCAGAUUGGGGAGAGAAGGGCGGUGCUGUGCACUCACCACCCUUGCUCUCCCGGGGGAGUAAGGAGGCGCUGUGCACUCACCUGCCUUCCUCCCCUGGGGAGGGUAGGGAGGUGCUGCGCACUCACCUCCCCUCCUCCCCGUGGGCAGCUCCACCACACAUGGUGAUGGAGUGGAUGCCCUUUGAAGUUUUUUGUAAGGGGGUUCGAACCUGUGCGCCCCUCACAUCCCUCACUCCAAACUCAAAGGGCAUCACUCUACCCACUGGGCCACGAGGACCCAUCUUUUUUUUUGUAAAGUUGGUCUAUUUCCCCAUCUUAUGUUCACACCAAUAUAUAUUAAAGAAUUAUUAUGUGAAUUAAUUUUUAUCACAUUAUUUAUCUACUUCAUUUAUUAAUUGUAUUCUGCGUGGGAUUUGAACGCUGGCGUCCCACACCCCGGGUUCCCGAGACUGUCACUCUAUCCACUGGGCCAUGGGGACCCCAAGUCACGCUAGGGUAAAGAAGAUGUAUUUGAACGCAUCAUUUCCCUACCUGUGUUCAUGCCGCACCAAAUGUUCACUAGGAAUUACUGGUGCUGAUUCUAAUGUGAACAUUCAUUCUCACAGCGAUAAUUAGAUCAAAUUGUGGACUGUUGUGGGAGUAUCAGUCAUGGCGUGCAAACAGUAGUAGGUGAGAUCAGAGAACUUGAGAGCGGCGGGCACUCCCUGGGUCU